Messenger RNA from Brassica napus (rape), 3360 nucleotides. RefSeq names its product G-type lectin S-receptor-like serine/threonine-protein kinase At1g61490. The record is from RefSeq and is a predicted model, not a curated record. Gene Ontology annotation, molecular function: protein serine/threonine kinase activity; ATP binding. NCBI's taxonomy places the organism in Eukaryota, Viridiplantae, Streptophyta, Magnoliopsida, Brassicales, Brassicaceae. Gene Ontology annotation, biological process: recognition of pollen; protein phosphorylation. The transcript has 8 exons. The coding region runs from base 1366 to 2931 and encodes 521 amino acids.
GUUAAACUUCUAAUGCUGAAGCCAAACACCAACACACUUGAGUUACUGUCUAUACUCACCACGAAAUCAGAUCUUCCAUCACCAGAACAGCAUACGGGAGGUGACGGAUCACAGGCUAAUGCUUUGAUCGCUAUCAACGAGAAGUGUGUUAGAUUCGUCUUCUGAAGGGAUCCGUCUUCCACAUUUACUCAUUCUUAAUUUCUUUAAUACAUUGCGAAAUAAAACUGGCUUUUUAAAUUUCCGCAUCGUUUCUGUUGAAUCAGUCUUGACCAAGAAUCUCGAAAUCACGAAUCUCUCUACACAGAGACUUUUACCAAGAUUAAUUAACUGGUACAUCCCGUGUGAGAACUGAGAAUUAGCUCACAAACUUCACUACCUCCUCCAAAUUGUUUUAGGAAUCUUUGGUCUAACGGAGGUUUCUCUCCUAGGGGUACAAUUCGAGGCAAGAAGAUAAGAACAACACUUAGGUCUUCACGUUUCCUUUUACACUCUGCUUUGUUAUUUUGAAGUAUAAGGGGUGAAACCACUAACAAUAACAAAGGUCUGAUUGAUUAAUAUUCUCAACUGUUUUCAAUUGAUGCAGUGUAGAUGCUUAUCUUUCAGUGUGAACAUGGAACACAGCAAACAUGAUAUUUCAAUCUGAAUCAAUGCGUGGUUGAAAAGGUCAAAUAUUGGACUCUCUGUAUAUCAAACUGAAAAUUCUCAUCUUUCGAUUGAUGCAAGGGUAUGGGUGCCUAUCUUUCAUUGGUUCGUGUCCCAACAAGCUAGUAACAUGACCAAUAUUGCUUGAUUGGUUUGGUAAAAGUCUGAACUUCUUCUUGGCAAUUACGUAUUAGCUUCGCAGGGAUAACGACAGAGAGUCCUUUGUCAAUAGGACAAACACUCAGCUCCUCUAAUGAGAUUUAUGAAUUGGGAUUCUUCAGUCCUCCUGAUAACUCACAAAAUCAGUAUGUCGGAAUCUGGUUCAAGGGUAUCAUUCCCCGGGUGGUUGUGUGGGUGGCCAAUAGAGAAAAGCCUGUUACAGACUCCACAGCACAUCUAGCUAUCAACAUAAAUGGGAGCCUUCUAUUAUUGGAUGGAAAACAUGGGGUUCUGUGGUCCACCAGAGAAUCUUCUGCAUCUAACGGGUCUCGUGCAGAACUUUCAGACGAAGGAAAUCUUAUUGUCACAGACAAUGUUUCAGGAAGAAGGCUAUGGGAAAGCUUUGAGAAUCUUGGUGAUACUCUGCUACCUUUCUCACCCUUGACCUAUAAUUUAGCCACCGGUGAGAAGCGUGUAUUGACCUCUUGGAAAAGUUACACCGACCCAUCUCGUGGUGACUUUGUGGCUCAUAUUACACCGCAGGUGCCAUCGCAGCUGUUUACUAUGAGAGGCUCGACGCCUUACUAUAGAACAGGUCCAUGGGCUAAAACAAGGUUCUCCGGGAUACCACUAAUGGAUGAAACAUUAGCAAGUCCAUUUAGCUUUCAGCAGGAUGCAAAUAGGUCAGGGUCUUUCUCUUAUGUAGACAGAAGCUCAAAGCUUUCACGUCUACUUAUAACAUCCGAGGGCACUCUGAUGAGGUUCCGGCAUAUUGGGACAGAAUGGGAAGUAAGCUAUCAGGCUCCAGCCAAUCCGUGCGAUGUUUACGGUGUAUGUGGACCUUUUGGACUGUGCAUAAUGUCAGAUUCUCCAAAGUGUAAAUGCUUCAAAGGGUUUGUACCAAAAUUCCCUGAGGAAUGGAAUAGAGGAAACUGGACUGGUGGUUGCAUAAGGCGUACUGAACUAGAUUGCCAAGGGAACUCUACUGGCAAACUUGCAAACGUCUUCCAUCCUGUUGCUAACAUAAAGCCUCCAGACUUUUACACGUUUGUAAGUUCUGUGGAUGCUGAAGACUGCUACCAAAGUUGCCUCCACAACUGUUCUUGCUUAGCCUUUGCUUAUAUUCGUGGAAUUGGGUGUUUGAUAUGGAAUCAAGAGCUAAUAGACGUAAUGCAGUUUUCUGCGGGAGGGGAGAUUCUUUCCAUUCGUCUUGCACGCUCUGAACUAGGUAGAAAUAAGCACAAGAAAACUAUUUUGGCCUUUGCUGUUAGCAUUUCUCUCUUUGUGAUAUUGGGUUCUGCUGCGUAUGGUUUCUAUAGAUACAAAGUGAAACAUAAUGCUAUUAUAACAACGGAUGCCUCAGAAGAUUCAUGGAGGAGGAAAGGUCUGAAACCACAAGAUGUCCCGGGUUUAAAUUUCUUUGAGAUGAAUACCAUUGAAACUGCUACCAAUAAUUUCAGCCUGUCAAAUAAACUCGGACAAGGUGGUUUCGGUUCAGUUUACAAGGGAAAGCUGCAGGAUAGGAAAGAAAUUGCUGUCAAACGGCUUUCUAGCAGCUCGGGGCAGGGAAAAGAGGAGUUUAUGAAUGAAAUAGUACUCAUCUCAAAGCUACAACACAAAAACUUAGUUCGGAUUUUGGGAUGUUGCAUUGAAGGAGAAGAGAGGCUAUUGAUUUAUGAGUUCAUGUUGAACAAAAGCCUUGACACUUUUCUCUUUGAUUCAAAAAAAAGGCUUGAGAUUGACUGGCCUAAGAGAUUCAGUAUCAUCCAAGGUAUUGCGCGUGGACUUCUCUAUCUCCACCGUGACUCACGCCUCAAGGUCAUUCACCGAGAUUUAAAGGUGAGCAAUAUUCUUUUGGAUGAGAAGAUGACCCCAAAAAUAUCAGAUUUUGGAUUGGCUCGGAUGUAUCAAGGAACCGAAUAUCAAGACAACACUCGCAGGGUUGUAGGAACUUUAGGAUAUAUGGCUCCUGAGUAUGCGUGGACUGGUACGUUCUCAGAGAAGUCAGACAUUUACAGCUUCGGAGUUCUAUUGUUAGAAAUCAUCAGCGGAGAGAAAAUCUCAAGAUUUAGCUAUGGCGAAGAAGGAAAAACCCUUCUUGCAUAUGUAAGCAUGGGAAUCUUGGUAUGAAAAUGGAGGAAUCGAUCUUUUGGAUAAAGAUGUUGCUAACUCAUGUCAGCCAUUAGAAGUUAAGAGAUGUGUUCAGAUUGGUCUGCUCUGUGUUCAACAUCAACCUGCAGACAGACCCAAUACACUUGAGUUGAUGUCUCUGCUCACCACUACAUCAGACCUUCAAUCACCAGAACAACCCACAUUUUCAGUGCACAAGAGAGAUGACAGAUACUUGUGUAAGGGUUUGAGCACUGUCAAUGAGAUAACACAAUCUGCUAUCCUUGGGCGUUAAGAAACGAUGUGUAAUGGAAGUUGUUGAGUUAAAUUGAUUUUUUUUCUUUCAAUGUUGAUAACUUCAACAACAUCACGCUCUUUCAUUUUGAUACAUUUUGGAACAAAAUGGUUCUUAAGUUAGUGUUUAUUUUAUUUUUGAAAAAUUCACUAGGA